UUUGAUAGAAUAAAAAAAAAAAAGAUUUUAUAAAAAUUAGGCCAACCGUUACGUUACUAUAUUAUUUGCAGUCACUUUCUCCUUCUCUUUCUCUGUUAUUUGUUUGUUUUAUUCUGCGCCCGGAAGUAGGUACUAUUUAGGAUUGGUCAUCACCAGCUGCCUCAUUCACGCGAAAUCCUUCCAUUGCAGACUCUGUUUGCAAAAAUCUCUCUCAUUCUUCUCCUCUAUCGCCUCAUUUCUCUGUAGCUGCUGUGUCUUCUUAUAUUUCUGUGCUCUCUCAGGUCAUGUAACAAUCUUUUCUCUUCUGCUCUUCAAAGUUCUUUGUAUUGCUUCUCCCUAGUAUUUCUUCUGAAUAAUGUGAUCUUGGUUUAAGUGCUCUUGUUGCUUCUUUUUUCUGGUUUAUUAAUGCCCACUUGCUCAAAAUUCUUCUAAAGCAAUCUUGCAUUGAUUCCAAUCAUGGGUUCUCGUUAAAUCGUCUUGUCAAGCCAUCUGUGUAUAGUUCUGUUAAUGCCCAUUUGCUUCAAAUUGUUUUGAAAAAUUGAUAAUGUUGUGUUUGACAAUGGGUUUUCGUUAAUUUGGUUCUUUCUUCUCUUAGUCUCACUACUCUUUGGCCAGGAUUUUUGCUGUUUUUAGCAUUUAUAACUGUAACAUGUAAUUUGAAUCCAUCAGUUGCGUCUUCUUUUAUGUUAGUUUGCUUUUUGGCGGGACUUAGUUCACGAAUAGAAAGCCUUUCAUGAUAAUGAAAUAAAAAGUUUGUUCUAAUGGAUCUUUAUUUCAUUGAAGUCAAACGCUAACAAGAUCUGAGCAUAUGCAGAGCAUCUGUUCUUUCCGGUAAUUUAGACUCUUAUAUUUCAUUAUGGAUUCUGUUCGCUAACAUCCUUGAUUCUUAACCGACAGAUGGAAUUCAAGUGAUUUGAUUAUUGCUAACCGGUUACUUUUUUCUUCACUGCAAAUAUACCAAAAUCAUUCUUUAUAUUUUCCUUCAAAUGUAAAAUACAUUUGUCUACAGAAUUUUAUACUAUCCAAAAUGAUUAGUUUGGGCUUAUAUUCUUGUUUUUCAUUCUGGUCCUUGUGCCCAUAACUUCUUACUCUUUACAUUCACAUAUGCAAGCUUAGUUAUCGUAUUGGCCUCUCGAGUUAGAGUCUGCUGUUUUUAGUUUUAGUUGGUUGUUUGUGAACAAGAAAUUCAAAGAUAUACCUUCUUAUUCACCAAAACUUUGAACCAUAAUGGAGGAAACUUUUGUUCCCUUCCGUGGUAUAAAAAAUGAUCUCAAAGGAAGGCUUUUGUGCUACAAACAAGAUUGGACUGGUGGUUUCCGUGCUGGUAUCAGGAUCCUAGCUCCAACAACAUAUAUAUUCUUUGCUUCAGCAAUUCCAGUCAUAUCUUUUGGGGAACAGCUAGAGAGAAAUACAGGUGGAACUUUGACUGCAGUGCAAACUCUUGCAUCAACAGCACUUUGUGGCAUCAUCCAUUCAAUUGUUGGAGGACAACCCCUGCUCAUACUGGGGGUUGCUGAGCCAACUGUGUUGAUGUACACAUUUAUGUUCAACUUUGUAAAGGACAGGAAGGAUCUGGGGCCAAAACUCUUCUUAGCCUGGACUGGAUGGGUUUGCGUAUGGACAGCCCUGUUGCUUUUCUUGCUGGCAAUAUUGGGUGCGUGCUCUAUAAUUAACAGAUUCACACGUGUUGCUGGUGAAUUGUUUGGUCUGCUUAUUGCAAUGCUCUUUAUGCAGCAGGCCAUAAGGGGAGUUGUGGAGGAGUUUGGCAUACCGGAGAGGGAAAAUCCUAAUCAGACUGCACUCCAACCUUCUUGGCGAUUUGGCAAUGGGAUGUUUGCGUUGGUUCUCUCCUUUGGCCUUCUUUGGAAUGCAUUAAAGAGCCGUAAAGCAAGGUCCUGGCGCUAUGGGACAGGUUGGCUACGAGGAUUUGUUGCAGAUUAUGGAGUUCCACUUAUGGUGCUUGUAUGGACUGCAAUAUCCUACAUGCCAGCUAAGCAUGUUCCAAGAGGGAUACCAAGGCGGCUUUUCAGUCCAAAUCCAUGGUCAACUGGUGCAUACUCAAAUUGGACAGUUAUCAAGGAAAUGACUGAUGUGCCUGCUUUAUACAUAGUUGGAGCAUUUAUUCCUGCAACCAUGAUUGCUGUCCUCUACUACUUUGAUCACAGUGUUGCAUCUCAACUUGCCCAACAGAAGGAGUUCAAUUUGAAGAAACCAUCUUCCUAUCAUUAUGACCUCCUGCUGUUGGGAGCUUUGGUUAUUUUAUGUGGUCUCAUUGGCAUUCCUCCGUCAAAUGGUGUAAUUCCACAAUCUCCAAUGCAUACAAAAAGCUUAGCUACAUUGAAGCAUCAGCUUUUGCGAAAUAAACUUGCAUCAACAGUCCGAAAAAGUAUAAGCAAAAAUGCAAAUCUGGGUCAAUUGUACCAAAACAUGCAAGAAGCCUACAAUGAAAUGCAGACUCCUUUAGUCUAUCAACUGCCACCUUCACUGGGGCUGAAAGAGCUGAAAGAGUCAACUGUCCAAUUGGCCUCAAGGGCUGGCUACAUUGAUGCCCCUGUAGAUGAGACUAUUUUUGAUGUUGAUAAAGACAUAGAUGAUCUUUUACCAGUUGAAGUCAAAGAACAACGCCUCAGCAAUCUGCUUCAGGCACUGAUGGUUGGAGGUUGCAUUGCUGCUAUGCCUCUCUUGAAGAAGAUCCCAACUUCAGUUCUCUGGGGAUACUUUGCUUUUAUGGCCAUUGAAAGCUUGCCAGGAAAUCAAUUUUGGGAGAGAAUAUUAUUGCUUUUUACAGCUCCAAGUCGAAGAUACAAGGUAUUGGAGGAGUGCCAUGCGACUUUUAUUGAGACGGUGCCCUUCAAAACAAUUGCCAUUUUCACCUUGUUCCAGACAGUUUACCUGCUUGUGUGCUUUGGCAUAACAUGGAUCCCAAUAGCUGGGGUGCUUUUCCCAAUGUUGAUCAUGCUUCUGGUCCCUGUACGACAGUAUCUGCUCCCUAAAUUUUUCAAAGGUGCACAUCUACAAGAUUUGGAUGCAGCAGAAUAUGAGGAAGCUCCUGCUGUAUCUUACAAUAUGGCAUUUGACGAUCAGGAUCUUCAAGCAAGAUCAUCUAACAUUGAUGGAGGAGAAAUUCUUGAUGAAAUAAUCACAAGAAGCAGAGGUGAGAUCCGCCGUACACAAAGCCCUAAAGUGACAAGUUCCAGUCCAGGUUCAUUACACGACAUAAAACCUGCAUAUAGUCCGCGUAUGUCACUGAGGGCAUACAGUCCGCGUGUUAGUGAACUGAGGGCAGAAUGGAGCCCCCAUUCUAUUGGGAAGGGAGUUGAAAUAAAGCGAACUCCUAGUCCAGGCCCGUCUAGUCUUGGUCAAAGCACUCGCGGUUCAUCUUCAAGCUAAAGCCUUUAAUACAUAAUUCUGGUGAGUUUAGUUGUCAGUGUGCUCGAGAGGCCUUUCACUAAGAAUAUGUAACUGAGUGUUAUAUGUUUAGGUGUGUUUUUGUCUUCUUGGUUCAAAAAUUAGGAUAUCUGUCACUGCUUAUUUGCUCUGUAUGUCGCAGAUAGUUUUCUGGGAGUAUUGGUAUUAAUGAAAUAUGUGCAUUAUGUUGAAAGAA
Messenger RNA from Hevea brasiliensis (rubber tree), 3604 nucleotides. RefSeq names its product boron transporter 1. Gene Ontology annotation, molecular function: solute:inorganic anion antiporter activity. The transcript has 12 exons. Gene Ontology annotation, biological process: monoatomic anion transport; monoatomic ion homeostasis; transmembrane transport. Bases 1228 to 3390 code for a protein of 720 amino acids. The record is from RefSeq and is a predicted model, not a curated record. Gene Ontology annotation, cellular component: plasma membrane. NCBI's taxonomy places the organism in Eukaryota, Viridiplantae, Streptophyta, Magnoliopsida, Malpighiales, Euphorbiaceae.